CACAUCGUUCAUUCUGAUUAUGGGACCCCAGAGAGAAAGCCGGAAAGUAACGCAAUCGAAAUGCAAUAUGUACUAGCAGGAGAGGCUGAUGACUAUGCAAACUGUUCAGUUUCCCAGCACGGGUUCCGUGCCCUCGGGCUAAGCCACUGAUGAGUCGGACUCUGAGCUCAUUGGACUUUGGCGCUUGGCCGGCGUCCUGCUAUUUCUGGUCUGAACUGGUUGUUUCGUUCCUGGGUUUCCAGCUGGCUACAAUUCAACCCAAGUCAACGUGUCAGACUGCACACAGUCCAAUGCGGAAGCUGCAAGCAUCAGCUGCUAUAAAAGCCAGCUCCACAAUAGGAAGCCAGUCUGUCGCUGCACAGUGUUGGGAAAGUUUCUGUUCUGAGACAGUGGUGCAGUGACAAUAUUGCAGUGAAUUCCUUCUCCUGGGUGCGUGUCCCGACAAGUGUUCUUUCGACUCUCCAGGGAAACCUUCCAGGUCCAACUCUGAUCCUACCGCCAUGGCAUCUGUUCCUUCAGCUGGUUGUUUGCUUGCAGCACGGAAUCAAUAUUAUAGAACCCGAGUCCAUUCCACAUCAGAUGGAACCUCCAGUGGGCUAUGCCGUUUGGAAAAUGCCAUGGAGCAUGAAAAGCCCCAUCAAGGAUUUCUUUUCGCACUGGAGAAAUGUUUGUGGUUAAAGAAUUUUCUGAACUGUGAGCCUGCUCAUCACCCUGUUAACACAGGGCUAUCCACAGGAAGUGGUCAUCGUUGAUCAAGGAUGAUUCUUUGACAUGGUUUCUAUGGAUUGGGUUUUAAUCUACAGUAUUUGGUAUUAUGUUGCCACUGACUCAGGGAAUUAGUUGCAGUUUACAUAGAGAUUUGAACUGCCUUGAAAUAGCUGAUGCCCAUCUCGAGCAGCAAGUAAUGUUAUCAUCAACAGUGUUUUUAAAAAUUAUUUUCCAACUUAGGCAAUUUACAAAAGGGCAUAUCGAUAAUUUUCAAACAAUCCAAGUUAGGAUAUCAAGAAGGGGAAAACUAAUUUUAAAAACUGAAGGGCUUGUCACAUUUUGGCCAAAGUUAAAUAAUUUUUUUGACCAUUUCCUCAAUUCAGCAUAAUCUUUGUAGCAUAAACAAAUGUUGACAUAAUGUCUUCAUGUGGCAGUGUACAGUGUCUUUUACAAUAUGUAGAAUUUUUAUUUAUAUUUUGGUUAUUUGCUGUAUACUCUUCUUCUUAUUAUUAUUAUCUGUGUUCAUUGAGUUGUCUAAUAAGUGACAUACUGCUGAGAAAGGAUGACCAUGUGUCAGAAAACCCAUUUGCUUUACUGUGAGAACAUAGAGCAAAACCCAUUUUGUUAGUUUGUUUUUUUAAAAAAAAAUUUCAAUCAUCCUGUUAAUUUUAAUGGAAAAUUUGAUUUGAAUGGAAAUUUCUGUUUUUCUCGAUGCAUUUCUUUUUAAGGGGAGUAAUUUCAAUUCUUACUUUGGAGUUUGGUCAAGUAGAUUUCAUAUUUCUCUUAGAAUUUGAAGUAGAAUUCCUACAGUGUGGAAACUGGCCCUUUGGCCCAACAAAUUCACACUGACCCAGUCCCCUACAUUUAACUCCUGACUAAUGCACCCAACCAACACAUCCCUGAACACUGGAGGCAAUUUAACACGGCCAAUUUACCUAACCUGCACAUCUUUGGAUUGUGGGAGGAUACCGAAGCACAUGGAGGAAACCCACACAGACACUGGGAGGAUGUGCAAACUCUACACAGCCAGUCUCCCAAAGCUGGGAUCAAACCUGGGUCCAGGCGGUGUGAGAUAGCAGUGCUAAUCACCAUACCACCCCUUGCUGUGCUGUUAUUUCAUUAUGUAAAAUUCUGAGCAAAACUGUAUCUUUUUGUACAUGUCUAAUGUUUAAUUUGAUCCAUAUUAAUUAUUCUUUGUAUGUCACUUCCAACUUUGGUGACAAAAACUGAUGUUAUUGAAAUGAAUGGGCUACACAAGAAAGGGCUCAUCCAUUGCUUGUUGUUCCAGCCAAUUUAACAUGAUCUCAUUGCCAUUCUGAGUCAAUAGGGCAGCUUAUUCUGGAGAUGUGUGUAUGGGGGGAUGGCGGGGGGAGAAAAAUUACAGCUUCCCUACUCCCACCCCCUCCAUUAAGUAGCUUCGCCUAUAUAUUUAAUCUGAUUUGAUCGAAGGAUCUAUUGAUAGUAGGCUGAUCCCUGCUCCUGAUGUCUUGAUUAUGUGCUUCAGUGCAGUGACCUGUACAAAAGGAGCAUUCAAUUAUGAAAUUUAUCUGCUAGGGUGAUACACUACUGAAUUAACUGUGACACUUUUAAAUGUACUUUAUUUUUAUUAAUAAAUUUUUUAAUGCACUUCUA
Molecule: messenger RNA, 2340 nt
Organism: Hemiscyllium ocellatum (epaulette shark)
Lineage: Eukaryota; Metazoa; Chordata; Chondrichthyes; Orectolobiformes; Hemiscylliidae
Product: pancreatic progenitor cell differentiation and proliferation factor-like protein
Exons: 5
Coding region: 501-752 (83 amino acids)
Source: RefSeq, a predicted model, not a curated record